Protobothrops mucrosquamatus (brown spotted pit viper) is the source of this 1703-nucleotide messenger RNA. RefSeq names its product chromosome unknown C1orf198 homolog (gene CUNH1orf198). The transcript is spliced from 4 exons. Lineage: Eukaryota; Metazoa; Chordata; Lepidosauria; Squamata; Viperidae. Bases 1 to 1002 code for a protein of 333 amino acids. The record is from RefSeq and is a predicted model, not a curated record.
AUGGCGUCCAUGGCGGCGGCGAUAGCAGCCUCCCGCACGGCGGUCCUGAAUGGGAACCGGCCGCUGGACGAGCGGGAGCGGAAGCGCUUCAGCUACUUCUCUUCGCUCAACCCCAUGGCUCGCAAAAUCAUGGCGGAGAAGGAGCGCAUCCGCGAACGCUACGGGCCAGACUGGGAGCGGCUGCCGCCCCGCCAGCAAGACGAGAUUAUUGACAAAAGCCUAGUGCAGCCCCAAGUCCAGGCCCGGUACGCGGCUCACCGAGGGGCAGCCCGAGACAGCCCGCCCCCGGUCUGCUACCCGAAUCUGCGCCUCAAUACCGGCCAGAAGGUAGUGCACUUCGGAGACGAGGAUAUCACCUGGCAAGAUGAACACUCUGCUCCUUUUUCUUGGGAAACCAAGAGUCAAAUGGAAUUCAGUAUUGCUUCUCUGUUGAUCCAAGAACCGGGGGCUGCAGUGCCUCAGCACGAACAGAAACAGCCUAGCAAAACUGCACCUGGCCCCCCAGCCCCCAAACCUUCCCAGGGUGUUAAACCACAAAACUCAGACGGGCUUAUACCGGCCAAAAAAGAGGAGGAGUCCUCAUUUUGGAAGAUAAAUGCUGAGCGCUCCAAGUACGAAGGGGAACAGUCGGAGUUCCACUCGCUAACCCCAAGCCAAAUCAAAUCCAUGGAAAAAGGAGAGAAAACCCUCCAGCCUAAUUAUAGGCAAGAAUCUGGUCCAAAAGAAGUAACUAAAGCAGAAAAGCCUAGUGCUCCGAAGCCUGAAAAAGCGAUCCCCCCAGUUGUUCCCACAACACCUGUAGAAUGGGAAAAGCCUCCAUCCAACCAACCUGCAGUUAGUGCCUUUGAAGCUCAUCCUGACCCUGCAGAGAAAUUGUCAUCUGCUGCAACUCAAAAUGAAGAUACCCAAAGCAAUUUUGUUCCAGAUUUGCAAGGAUUUGACCAGGGUAAUGCAAAUAAUGUUAUCCUGAAGACGGGAUUUGAUUUUCUGGACAAUUGGUAGACAAAAACAAUCCUUCAGUUAGGUUUUGAAGAAAGAAAAAGAGCAUCUCUCUCCAUUUUGUCUUUGAUUUCUGUUACUGGUUUUUCUGUGUGUUUUUAAAACUUUUUUCCCCAGUUCUUUUUUAAUGGUGCCCUUUGUACUAAUACUUUUUUUGUAGAAACCUGAUAAGUAUUUGUAUUUUGAAGUGAUCCAUUGUUAGAAGGUUGGGUGGAUUUUUUUGAUCUUUUAUUAAUUGCCAUUUUAUGCAUCAUAUUUGGUGAUGAACAGGGAUACAUUGCCUAAUAUUUGUAUGUAUGCUAAGGACAAAGUGUGCAAUCUAAUUAGAGAGAAAAUGAAGCCAUCUGACAGAAUACCCAUAUUUAUUUUACACAUGAAUGCCAACAGCUAAUAGGCUACCAUCUGUAUUAUUAAAUACAUUUGUACAAGAAGAUGAUCGUUUAUAUCAAGCACAGAUAGUUUUUAAUAUCAUCUGUCAGAGCCUUGGCUAGUAGGUUCAAGGUUCUGGAAUUAGUGGUCCAAAACAUUUUGUGAAUACCUUAUGGUCUUUUCCUAAUAGAGGAAAGAUGGAAGCACAGAUUCCAAAAGCCCAAAAUUCAGCACAUCUCUUUCAAAUAUAUUAUGCAGGAUAUAAAUCUGCAAACAUUUAUUUAUAUGUUUAUUUUUACAUUGGUCUAUGACACUUGAGUUGGAUGCAGGAAAAA